AGUAACAGUGGAUUUCAGAAAAUAGAGGAACUUGAAGCGAAGCCUGAGAGGCAGAAUCUCAAACAGAUGGUGAAGCUGAGCACAGUAGUGUCUCCACCACUCUCCAAUUCAAACUCUUUUCUAACAUCUCAAUGUACCAACACUACCUCUCUCUCAUUCCCAACCAAAACCCACCUCUUUUUUGCCACAAACACAUGCUCAACCUCAAUUGUUCCUCUCUUCACUGUGUUUUCCAAAUUCCACCAAACCCAUCUCCAAUUUCCUCUCUUUAUUGGGCAUCCACGUUCUGGGUUGCCCCUACAUGCUUUGAAUAAGCGUGGCCAAGCUGCCAUUCAUGCCUUUAAUCAUGAUAAUGUGGAAGAAGAAGAAGAAGAUGAUGAUGAUGAGGAGGAGGAGGAAGAGGAAGAGGAAGAGGAAGAGGAGGAGAUGUUUGUACCUUUUGAGAAUAUGAAGAAUUGGACGAAGAACAAGCCACGUGGGUUUGGUGAAGGCAAGGUGUACGACACUGGUAUUGAGGACAAGCUGCUUGAGGAAUUGGAGCACAGUAUACAAGCACAGGCUACUAAUGUUAGAAAUCUUAAGAAAAACCCCAUAAUGCCCAGUUCCAAGAAAGACAAUCAAAAGAGUACAGCUCCUGAAGUUGUUCCAAGUGGAGUUCGAGUACGAGUUGUCAACCUUCCUAAGAAAAAGAACAUUCAUAGGGAUUUGAAAUCUGCUUUUGUAGGGGUCCCUGGCAUACUUAAUAUAGUCCCAGCAGUUUAUGGGAACAAGAAGACUAGGGAACCCAUCUGUAAGGGUUUUGCUUUUGUUGAUUUCAAGUCUGAGGAGGAUGCAACUAGGUUUGUACAAAUAUUUUCUAGACAAACUAUUGAGUUUGGUAAAAUUCAGAAGCAGAUAAACUGUGAUAUUAUACAGUCUCCAAGUUCGGCUCAUGUACAAUCAACAGGCAUUUCCAACAUUUCUCCCCGGCUAGCAGUUCUUGGUUUGGAAGAAGACCUAAACACAGCUUCCAAUGUGGACGGUUCUUCUCUGGAUUCAUGGGAGGAGACCACCUCUGAUGAAUCUAAUGACAGAGAUGAUGAGUUUAUAAGAGCAGAAGUGGGAGAUAGUAGAGAGAACCUGGAAACCGUUGGUGUAUUGAAGAUAAAUGUUGGUAAUAAUAGUAUGGAACCAAGGAAGGAUUCUUUAACUGAUUCCUCUUCCUCAAAGCUAGAAAGAGUCCAGGUACUUGAGAAGAAGCUAGUUGCUAAAGGAAAAGGAGUGAAGGCUCCAGAGAAAAAGCUACAUGCGAAAGUAAAAGGAGAAAAGGUUCCCGAGAAAAAGCUAGCCGUAAAAGAAAAGAGAGUGAAGAUUCCGAAGUUAGGCAUUCCAGGAUCUGCCAAGACGUUAAAGGUCAGGGAGAAGGCUAUCUUAGCUGAUGUUUUCUCUAAAUAUCGAGUACAAGUUGCGACGGCUUCAAAGGAAGGGAGCUAACCAAUGUAGUGUAAAUCAGUUAAAUUUUGAUAAGAUGAGACCGUUACUAGACAUAUGGAGUGUAAAUUGCAUAUGCAUUAAGAAAA
This is a messenger RNA of Quercus robur (English oak), 1559 nucleotides long. RefSeq lists its product as uncharacterized. The record is from RefSeq and is a predicted model, not a curated record. Lineage: Eukaryota; Viridiplantae; Streptophyta; Magnoliopsida; Fagales; Fagaceae. The transcript is spliced from 4 exons. Gene Ontology annotation, molecular function: RNA binding. The coding region runs from base 67 to 1473 and encodes 468 amino acids.